This is a messenger RNA of Homarus americanus (American lobster), 3895 nucleotides long. RefSeq names its product leucine-rich PPR motif-containing protein, mitochondrial-like. The transcript is spliced from 18 exons. Bases 21 to 3164 code for a protein of 1047 amino acids. Gene Ontology annotation, molecular function: protein binding. The record is from RefSeq and is a predicted model, not a curated record. Lineage: Eukaryota; Metazoa; Arthropoda; Malacostraca; Decapoda; Nephropidae.
GCCGUUUGUUUUUGUUGACCAUGGCCAGCCGCCUGAGAGUGUCCCUCCUGCAGUGUGUUGUAAGACAUUAUGGCAUCAGGCGAGCACCGCUACAACUUGCUGUAGUUAAUGGAUACCAAAAUAACACGACAUCAAGAGUAUUUUAUAGGGCAACCGUACCUGAAACCCCAUUACCUUCGAUAGACAAACGUAUUGGAGGUAGACUUCUGAAGCAAGAUUUAGACAGAAAUAAUGAAGCUUCAUCUCAGAUUAACCCUGACAAGAAAGAGAAAAAAGAAGUGGAAGAAACACUUAAAAUUUUGAAAAUGAAACUAGAAAGACUUGGACGUUUGAAUGUUAGUGACAUUGAGCGAUGUGUGAGAAGUUUGAAGAACCACUUGGAGGAACUAACGGAUGAUGAUUGUCUAAAGCUUCUGCAAUUCACCCUAAGGAUGGCGGAAGACGAUUAUCGACCCUGUGCAAAUGUUGUGUCAUGUGUUUGGAUGCUGUGCACUAACAGAUCAAGUGCAAGUCUUACAGUGGAACACUUUGAGCUGUACCUACGUACAAGUCGACUUGCUGAGUCUACCUGUACAUCUGAGGAUAUACUCAGCCUGUUGGAGAAAUACCACCUCGAACCAAGUUUUGAAACCCUGGAGUUAUUGAUAUUAAUGAUGGGUGACCUUGGAGACCUGGCAGGGGCUACCAGUAUUCUCACCUUAAUGAAGCAAAAAAAUUUACCAAUCACAGAGACUAUAUUUAGUGCCCUUAUCAUGGCACAUGGUGUUAACAAGGAUUGUAAAGGAAUAGAAUCAGUGUAUGAUGCCAUGAGAAGUGUACAAAUAACCCCCACCAGCAUUACUUAUGAAGCCUUGGUAAAUGCAUACGGAAUUGCUGGUCAGAUAUUGCAGAUGAAGCAAGUGGUUGCUCAGAUGAAACAAGCCAGGGUUGCCUUAACUCAUAGUCAGUUGGCAUCACUACUACUUAACCUAGUCAAGAGCAGUCAAGCUGGAGUGGAAUUUGAGAAUAUGGAUUAUAUUGUUGAGCUGAUGACAGAAUGUAGCAACAAGUUGGACUUGUCCCGAGUGGUCCUACAGAUGAUACACUGUGGCCAUGUGCGGGAAGCUGUUCAUCUUCUGCCCACAUUCCCACUGAUACGUAGUAACAAUCACCUCUAUUCCAAUGCCCUGGUCUAUAUUCGUGAGAUGGUCUAUGCUCAUGUGGAACCCUGUCUGCUAGUUGAAAUGUGUAAGGAGCUUCAGCACAAAGAAAUAAACCUGUUUGCACUACAAGUCGCUCUCGAGUAUACCUUAAGAGAGAAGAGGGAGAAAUUGGCAUGGGCUCUUCUGAAAGCAGUUAAGGAGAGUGGCAGCCCUAUCCGGCAACACUAUUUUUGGCCUUUAUUUCACAUGAACGCUGUGGCCAGUGAACCCUCAAAACUAAUAGAGUGUGUGCAUGAGAUGUUAGAGAUGGGUGAGAGCCCCAGCUUGGAAACACUGAAGGAUCAUGUUAUUCCUGGUCUCACUGUCAACCACCCAAAUUUAACCAUGAAGAUGCUCAACCGUGCAGGACUGACGGUAACCGUGGCAGCAACUCCAUUACUGAUUGUACUCAUAAAAAACAACAUGUAUAAACAAGCAUUUGAAUUUGUAAAGGAGACAAAAGUUCCCUUCUCUCUCCGUGAUCUAACUGCCACUUUAGCUAGGUCUUGGUCGACCAGCCCCCGGGCCAUCAUCACCUUGUUGGCUCUCCUCAUUAACAAGAACAAAGAGAAUUCGACUAAGAAUGAGUUUGCUGAAGAAGAUUGGGGAGGACAGUUUCUACUUGAUUUAGCCACUUCAAGAACUGGUCUUAAUGAUGAGCAAAUUUGUCCUCUGUUUGAGGAACUACGGAAAAACAACAUUGGAAUCUCAGAAAAUUCUGCUGACCUAUUGAUGACUCGGUCCAACAGGUCUAUACAGCAGGCCAUCAGGAAUAAUAUCAGUAUUAUUCUUAAUCCUAAAAUGGGUCAACCUCCUAAGGAACAGGAAUACAACAUUCUGCCUCAUCCGAAGAGUAUGAGUACAGAGGAACUGGAUGGUCACAUGGUUGAACUUCAAGCAAAAAGUCUGAAUGUGCGAGGAACUCUCCGUAAGCUGCUUCUCCAGCAAGCUACCAAAAAUGAAACUGAGAAUGUUUUGAGCCUCAUGGAGAAGGCAAAGGAGGAUGGGAUUAAGCUAAGUGCGGGGAUGAUGGCAAGUAUUCUCAUGGCUUAUGUCACUAACAAAAAUGUUGAAGCAGCUAUGAACUUGUACUCCACAAUCCAAGUGGAACAUCCAUCAUUUUCCUUAGACUCUUACAAAGUUAUUGACCUUUGUACACUUUUAGUGGAAAAUGGGAGAAGUCAAGAGGCAGUGGCAAUGCUCAGACGGUACUUAGAGACGGAGAAUAAGAAGACUGUAUUUACCAGACAGAUUAGAAGAAAUUGUCGAAAUCUGUUAAUGGCUGCUGCUUCAACUUGCAACUACGAACUGACUAAGGAAAUAUUUGACACACUUGUUUCUGGGGGCCUGAUGGAGCCAGAUAAUCUUGUUCUUGGAACCCUGGUGAAGUGCAGACUAAAUAGUGGUGACCUACCAGCAGCAGUUAAAGAAGCAGAAAUUAUCUAUAAAAGUUACAAAAGUCUCCCCAUGAGGAUUGAAAUUCUUAUUCACCUCAUUCACCAGUCGAAAUGUCUGAAUGAGACAGUGAAUACAUCUACUGUGUCCAGCACAGCUGUUGAUCUUCUGGAGCAAAUGCUGAAUAUCAUUGCUCAAUUUCUUGGCUCUAAACAAGCAAAACAUGACUUGUUGUUUGCUUGUUUGGAAGCCAAGCAACCCAAUGAUGCAAGAAAAGUGUUACAGAGCUUGGGUGAAGAACUGGAUAGGAAUCUACUGAAUCGCCAGUUUGAUAGAUACUCAAAGCUAGAACAGGAUGAAGUUUUACUGCACUUCCUGACUGCUUCUCGAGGAAAUAACACCAUUGAUCGGCAUCGGGUAUUUUCAUCCCUUCUCAACAUAUACUAUGUCCAGAGUGCGGGUGCCAAAGGUAUGUCUCUGUGGACCAUGAUGCAAGAGGAGGACUUGUCCCCAUCACAGACCUUCCUCACUACACUCGCAUCACUCCUGGCUUCUAAUAAUAUGAAAAUACCUUUCCAGAUCCAGUGAUGUAACCAAAAUUAUGCACCAAAAUUCUUACUUAAAAUACACUCACAAAGUCAUAUAAAAAUUAUUAAUUAAACCACACUCACAAACUUUUGAUUACUUAUAACACACUUACAAAAUUCUUAAUUAAAACACACUCGAAGAAUGGUAGGUAACACUUAUUUAAAAGAUUGGCAAACUCAUGUAGCUCACUUGCCAGCCAGUUCAUCAGAAAUAUUCUCUCAAAUGGCAUCAAUAUUAAGAAGAAGAAUGUACACAGUCUUUUGAGAAUUUAGACCAGAACUAUGGAAGAUAAUCUGUACGUGAUGAGGGCUUUAAGGGUGGAAUGUGUAGUUGGAAAUAGCUAAAAAUUAGGAAACUAAAUAGCAAUAUACAGAUAGUAAUGAUGAAAUGGAUUUACUAUACAAAGGAUAAUUUUAGUUUUUAUUCCCUGGGAUCACAUUAUUAACUUUAUAUAGUGUGUGGAAACAUGACCAGUGAAGUGAGGUGUUAAGGAAGAUGUGACAGUAGAGUGAGUGUAUGAUAAAAAUUGCUUAUAUUGUAAAUUUAUGCAGUACUGUAUAUAUGUGUAAAUAUGUUUGUUGCCCAGGUGAAGUGGAAUAUUGCCUUUUCUAGUCAUUGAAUCUACUGGUAAUGUAGUGUAAUGACUUUUUCUGUAUGUAAUGUAUAUACUUGUACUGUAUAAAAGGAGGGGCAUCAUCUAGUUGUAAAAAUAUACAGUAUUCUGUAAAUUG